Pedinophyceae sp. YPF-701 is the source of this 2250-nucleotide messenger RNA. The record is from the annotation of a GenBank genome assembly. NCBI's taxonomy places the organism in Eukaryota, Viridiplantae, Chlorophyta, Pedinophyceae.
AUGGCGUCCAAGGAAGGCGGCUCAGCAGCCAGGCCGAAGGACAAGAAGGACAGGAAGAAGCUGAAGGAGAAAAAGGAGCGCCGCGAGGAAUCAGACGUGAAGAAGCCGCGCGGGAAGAAGCAAGACCUGCUUGGGUCGGGCACGGAAUCCGAGGACGACGGCGGCCUGGAGAUCAAGGUCAACGAGGAGUAUGCCAGGCGCUUCCAGCACAACAAGGAGCGCGAGGAGCUCCACCGCCUCCAGGAGAAGCACCCGGAACUCGCAGCCAAGAUUGAAGCCAAGGCCCUCGCGAAGCAGGUGGUGGCGGGCGGCGACAGCGACGCGUCCUCCGAGUACGACAGCGAGGAGGAGGACCACGGAUACAUCCCCCCCGAGGCGGACGUCCAGAUCCUCGACGUCCUCAACCGGAUCAAGAACAAGGAUCCGUCGAUCUACGACAAGGACGCCAAGUUCUACUCCGGCCCGGCGGCCGGCGAGGACGGGUCCGGCGACAGCGGCGGCGACGACGCGGGGCGGCACCGCAAGAAGACGCUGCGGCACGUGAUCGCCGAGCAGGCGCUCAAGUACGGCGCGGAGGGCAUGGCGGAGAGCGACAGCGACGCCGAGGACGCCGACGCGCCCGACAAGGGCCCGUCGUAUUACCAGGAGCAGGCAGACCUGAAGCGCGCGUUUCUGCAGGCGGCGGGCGGGGAGGGGGGGGAGUCCGGGGACGAGGGCGCGGACCUCGAGGCCGGCGGCGUGCUCAAGGUGAAGUCGCGUGCGGAGCGGCCGGAGGCGCGCGAGGGCGUCAAGAAGGUCGCGAGGCUUGCCGACCGAUACUUCGGGGAUGGGCCGGCGCUAUCGAAGGGCGACGCGUUCCUCAAAGACUACAUUCAGAACCAGCGGUGGCUGGACCGGCACGACAGCGACGACGAGGGCGGGUCGGACGGCGGCGGCGGCGCGUCGGGGGGCAGCGACGACGACGACGGCGACGACGACGACGCGAAGCCUGCGUUGGUGGACGACGAGUGGGACAACGAGGACGAGGCCGAGGAGUUCGAGCACGCGUAUAAUUUCCGGUUCGAGGAGCCCGGGGGCGCGAAGCUCACGGGGCACCCGCGCGUGGUGGAGGGCACGGUGCGCAAAGAGGAGACGGCGCGGGCGCGGCAGCGGAAGGCGCGGGAGGAGCGCAAGGCGGAGGAGGCGCGGCGCGCGGAGGAGGAGGUGAAGCGGCUGAAGAACUUGAAGCGGAAGGAGAUCGAGGAGCGCAUGCAGCGCGUGGCGUCCAUGGCGGGGAUGUCGGCGCCCGACACCAGCGCGAUCGACGGGCUCCUGCGGGGGGAGUUCGACCCCGCGGAGUACGACGCGAAGAUGCAGGAGAUGUUCGGCGGGGACUACUACGACGAGGACGACGAGGACUUCGUCGAAAGGGACGACCCCGCGCUGCGCGAGGCGCUCGAGGGGUUCCACGGCUCCGACGACGAGGGCGAGGGCGAGGGCUUCGAGGCCGCGCGGCGGCGCAUGGCGGAGCGGCUCCAGGACGACGCCGGCGAGGACUCCGGCGACGCGGAAGCGGCCGGGAAGGCCGCCGUUGAACACGCAGCCGAGCAAAGGGCGGAGAUGCAGCGGCUGCUGGAGGAGUACUACCGGCUGGACUACGAGGACGUGAUCGGCGGGGGCAUCAAGACGCGGUUCCGGUACCGCGAGGUGGAGGCGAACGACUACGGGCUGUCGUUGCAGGAGCUGCUGGAGACGGAAGACCGUGUGCUGAACCAGGUGGUGGGCCUGGCGAAGCUGGCGCCGUACCGCGAGGACGGCGGGUACGUUCCGAGCCGCGUGCUGAACAAGCGGAAGUACCAGCUCGGGUUGACGCGGAAAGAGCGGCACUUGGCAGAGGAGCUCAUUGCCGGGGCGAAUCUGCGCGUCAAGGAGGUCGGGCGGCGCGGGGGGCGCGGCGGGGGGCGUGGCGGCCGCGGGGGCGGCCGGGGCGGCGCGGGGCGGGGGCGGGAGGGCGCUGGUUCGGCGGGCGGCGAGUCUGCUUUGCAGGAGCGGAAAGCGACGUAUGAGUUGCCGACCGGGAAGAAGGCGCGGGCGAAGCGGGCGGCGGAGGGCGCGGAGGGGGACGGGGCGGCGAGGAAGAGGGCGAAGAAGGAGGCGCCGGCGCCGAAGCCGGAGUUCGCGGGGCUGUCGCGUGCGCAGAAGAAGAACUUGAAACGGUCGCAGAAGAGGGCGGAGAAGCGCACGGGGGGCGCAGAGACGGGCGCGGGGUAG